UACGAAGCUUAGUGUAGUACGUGAAAAUAAGUUAUGCACUAAUUGCCUACGGUUCGGUCAUAAUAUAGAUUCAUGUAGGUUCGGGCCGUGUAAAAUAUGUUCGAAAAAACAUAACUCAUUAAUUCACAGCGACGAAUCAGCUGAUUGCUCCGUGAACUUGAACUCCGUUGUUCAGGAACCGGUUCAACGCGCCGCCGCCGCCGCCCUGUCGGUGCCUGAAAACAAUAUGACGUCACCGGCCGGUCCCGCUAGUCCAUCUAUAAUCGUAAACAAAGCACACAUGCAAGAUUUUCACGCGCACACGAACACCAUGUCUUCACAACAGGUUCUCUUAUCUACUGCGUUAGUUGAAAUUAUUGACAAAAAUGGCGAAUCACAUACGGCUUGCGCAUUACUUGAUAGUGGCAGCCAGCGAUGUUUUGUUACUAAACAAUUAUGCGAUUCAUUAAACGCUAUAACUAUACAGUCCACUCACGAAAUUCGAGGGGUAGGUAAUUCGGUGACUCAAUGUUCAGAAACGUGUGACAUUGAGUUAAAAUCGCGCAUCAAUACCUACACCACGCGCAUCAAUUGUUAUGUGCUACCGCAGAUAACAUCCACCAUGCCGCGUGUCUUAUGUAAACAAAGCGUACAUAACGACAUUCCAGACGGCAUCGUAUUAGCAGAUCCUGAAUUCUUAGACUUUAAAACGAUAGACAUUUUAAUAGGCGCAGAUAAGUUUUGGGAUCUCCUUAACGACGGUAAAUUUAGACUAAAAACCGGUCCUUAUUUACAAAGUACAAAAUUAGGUUGGAUAAUUUCAGGCCCCAUCUACAAUUCGCACAGUAGUGGCGGAAUACAAUGUAAUUUUACUCAAUCAAUCGAUAGGCAACUAAGACAGUUCUGGGAGCUUGAGGAGCUGCCCGGGGCGAGCGACACGCGCACGGACGAGGAGCGCGCGUGCGAGGAACAUUUCGUCAACACUACGACGCGCAAUAGUGACGGAAGGUUCUGCGUACGCAUUCCUAUGAAAAAACCGGCUACGACCUUGGGAGACACAUAUUUUCAGGCUGAACGUAGAUUUUUAGCGCUAGAAAAGCGAUUGCAGCGCUCGCCUCAACAUAAAGCGUUAUAUAGCGAUUUUUUACACGAGUAUGAAAGGUUAGGUCAUAUGACUCGCGUAAAUGACUACGGAUAUCCGAAUUACUUCCUAACACACCACGGUGUGUUUCGCGAGCAUAGCACUAGUACGCGAUUAAGGGUAGUUUUCGAGGCUAAUCAACCAUCUUCAACUGGUGUAUCAAUAAAUGAUUUGCAGAUGGUCGGCUCGCCUAUACAGGGUGAUCUAUUUUCGAUUUUGUUGCGCUUCAGACAGCACAAAUACGUUGCGUGUGCUGACAUCGAAAAAAUGUAUCGUCAGUGUCUAGUAGCCGAAGAUCAACGAGAUCUGCAGUUAAUAUUGUGGCGCGAUGACCCGUCACUUCCGCUAGGUGUUUACCGUUUGAACACAAUUACCUAUGGGAUGGCCUCGUCGGCCUUCAUGAGCGUCAGGUGCCUGAAACAAUUAGCCACCGAGUGCAACGACCCCGACGUACAACGGGUUAUUAAUGAGCAUUUUUACGUUGACGACAUGAUUGUAGGAUUAGACGACAAAGAACAGCUCAUACGGCUGUGUAAGAAUACGGCCGCGACGUUGCAAUCAGGCUGUUUUCCACUCCGGAAGUGGAUCUUCAACUUUGAUAAUGAAGAUGCAAGUUUAUCUGAAACCUCUAAACAAUUAUCUUUAGGCGAAAACGCGCAAUCUAAAACGUUAGGUUUAGGUUGGUUUAAUUCAGCAGACGAACUUCAUUUCAGCACUCAGGUCAAAGGUGAUGACGAGAUGAUAACAAAGCGGACCAUCUUAUCAAAAACCUCUCAAAUAUUCGACGCAUUAGGUUUUCUCAGCCCCGUCAUUAUUAGCGCAAAAAUUCUUCUUCAAAAAUUAUGGUUAUUGAAGUUAGAUUGGAACGACGCGGUGCCGAGUGAUAUCGCGCGACUUUGGAGCCGGUUUGUUACUUCAUUAUCGUCACUCGGACGAAUUCGAAUCCCGCGCUGCUCGAUAGGAAGCCGGCCUGUCAACUACGAGCUACACAUAUUCACAGAUGCGUCACAGGCGGCUUUCGGCAGUAGCGCCUAUAUUCGCACAAUAAACGAUGAUAACACGGUACAGGUUCGACUGUUAUGUUCUAAGGGCCGAGUAGCACCGCUAAAACCUACAAGUAUCCCGCGACUCGAGCUGUGUGGUGCAUUGUUAGGGGCUAGGCUGUAUAAUAAGAUACGCGAAUCUCUUCGUUGUCAGUUUAGCUACACAAUGUGUUGGACGGAUUCUACCAUUGUACUAGGAUGGUUACGUAUGGCACCUAGUCUACUUAAAACGUUCGUACAAAACCGAGUAGUAGAAAUACACGAGUUGACAAAGGACACCCGGUGGCGGCACGUCAGCGGCACCGACAACCCCGCUGACCUGGUGUCACGCGGCGUCGCCCUCGAGGUCCUCGCCUCCUCCGGGCUAUGGUGGGAGGGGCCGCAGUUUCUACACGACCCUAACUUUGCGUGCGGCGACGUGCCUGUAGGAACAUGGUCUAAACAAAACGUAGAAUUGCCUGAAGUUAAGUCCGUUGUCACUUCAUGCACUAACAACGUAUCACCUAUAGAAUCCAGCGUUUUUCCAUUUCAUAGGUUUUCACAAUACAUGCGUAUGAAGCGCGCUGCCGCGUACAUGUUACGUUUCAUUCACAAUGCGCGUAGUAAGCUAAAUAAACGUACAGGAAAUCUAACCGUAGACGAAUUACGCGAGUCGGAAAUUAUGCUAAUUAGGUGGUCUCAACAAGAAUCAUACGCGAAAGAAUAUGAGUCAUUAACAAAAAAUAACCGCCUUAGUAAGAAAAAUAAUCUAUCAAAAUUAAAUUUGUUUCUUGACGAUAACAAAAUAAUGCGCAUCAGUGGUAGAUUAUAUAACUCAACCGAAUUCGAUUACAACAAAAAACACCCUAUACUAAUUUCUAGUAAACAUCACCUAGCAUUGUUAUUGUUUCGACACGAGCACCGCCAGCUGAUGCACUGUGGGCCGCAGGCGUUGCUGUUCCACGUGCGCGCGGCGUGGUGGCCCGUGGCCGCGCGCGCGCUCGCUCGCGCCGUGGUGCACGCGUGCGUCACCUGCAGACGGGUCCGGGGGCGCACGCUCACCCCACUAAUGGGUAAUCUACCUAAAGAAAGGAUAACUGCAACUUACCCUUUCAUGCGAUGCGGAGUAGAUUACGCCGGGCCAGUGUCCGUAUUGAAUCGAAAAGGCAGAGGCGCGAAAUUAACUAAGGGCUAUAUUUGUUUAUUUAUCUGCUUUGUCACGCGCGCAGUUCAUUUAGAACUAGUAAGUGACCUCACCACAGACGCGUACCUACUAGCAUUAAAGCGUUUUAUUUCACGUCGUUCUAAGCCAACAGAAAUAUAUUCAGACAAUGCGACUAAUUUCGUAGGUUUAAAAAACGAAUUUUCUAAAUUUUUAGAUUCCUGUAGCAAGGACAUUAUUGAUUACGCAACCAGUCAGCAAAUAAAAUUCUCUUUCAUUCCCCCUCACGCUCCGCACAUGGGUGGUCUUUGGGAACGUGGAGUACGAAGUUGUAAAUACCAUCUACGCCGAGUAGUUGGCAAUGUAAACUUAACAUUCGAAGAGUUUAGCACGUUAUUAGCGCAAAUAGAAGCUAUCCUCAACUCCCGACCAUUAACACCUAUGUCCACAGAUCCCACUGACUUUCUCCCACUUAGUCCUGCACACUUCUUGGUCGGCCGGAGCCUGACCUCGCCGCUGUUCGACGACUACACCGACAUCCCAGCAACACGGCUCUCACGCUACCAGAGGACGGAGCAGAUCAGACAGCACUUCUGGUCACGAUGGGCUAACGAGUACAUAUCCGAGCUGCAGACCCGCGCUAAAUGGCGAGAGCAUACUGAGGAGCUGAGACCUAACACGAUGGUCAUCAUCAGAGAUAAGAAUCUCCCUCCACUGAAGUGGCAUAUGGGCCGCAUCAUCAAGUCCAUCCGCGGCAAGGACGGCGUCUCCAGGGUGGCCGACAUCCAGACUGCGACGGGAGUGCUGCGGCGCGCAUACACGAGCAUAUGCCCACUCGUCGAGGAAGACGCGAGUCAGCUGUAACACAUUGGAACAACAGUUCCAAGGCGGGGAGGAUGUUCGGGCGCAAAUAAACCGGAACAGCGCCAUCUAGUGGCACGCUCGGUACUACUACAAACACUGCCACCUGAUUGGAUGUAGAUGGCGUGAAGCAUUAUCACUGUGAUUGGUUGAAUUGUUCCCUACCCUAAUUCCUCGAAUAUUGUACAUUGCAAUUAAUUUAUUUAAUCAAUAUACGUUAUAUCAGUAUUCCAAAGCGGUUGUUCCUUAUUUUAAACACCAAAAAUAUAGGACAAAUUCAGUACGCAAAUUAGGCCGC
Messenger RNA from Plutella xylostella (diamondback moth), 4463 nucleotides. Lineage: Eukaryota; Metazoa; Arthropoda; Insecta; Lepidoptera; Plutellidae. The record is from RefSeq and is a predicted model, not a curated record.